AUGGAGUUGCUCGGGUUGUGGAUAUCUGUUUUGGGCUCUCUGAUGUUUGCGGAAAUCUCGUGGACUCUACCCAUUGAUCAGGAUCAGCAGCUGAGGCCUGAGGAUUUGGAGCUGGCUGAGGGCUACCUCAGGAGAUUUUACAACCUGGACGACAGAAGCAGACACAGAGUGCCAGUGAGACGGAUUAGGUCCCCCCCAGCAGUCAUGGAGGAGAAGAUCAGAGAAAUGCAAAACUUCUUCGGUCUGAGAGAGACGGGACACCUGGACUCUCAUACCCUGGAAGUGAUGAGGGAGCCAAGGUGUGGUGUUCCAGAUGUGGAAAACUUCAGCUUUUACCCCGGAAAACCUAAAUGGAAGAACCCCACCAUCACAUACAUGAUUGCCAAAUACACUCCGGACAUGAAGAGAGAGGAUGUGGAAAAGUCCUUUCGCUCAGCCCUGAAGAUGUGGAGUGAUGCAGCACCACUGAGGUUCAUCAAAGUCAACCAUGGCAAAGCUGAUAUAGUCUUAUCCUUCGCCCGCAGAACUCAUGGUGAUUUCUUUCCCUUUGAUGGACCCCGGGGUGUUCUGGCUCACGCCUUCCAGCCUGGAGAGGGGAUGGGAGGAGAUGUACACUUUGAUGAGGAUGAAACAUGGACGGCAGGGAGGCAAGGUUACAGCCUGUUUGCUGUUGCAGCUCAUGAGCUUGGCCACUCACUGGGUUUGACUCACUCAAAGGAUCCCUCUGCUAUCAUGUACCCCAAUUACAGGUAUCGCAGCAGUACACAGUACUCUCUGUCCAAAGAUGAUGUGCUUGGCAUCCAAACAUUGUACGGUAAGCCCUCCAAAAAAGAAGAAACCCAGCAGGCUCCCAAAAAAUGUGACCCCAACUUUUCUUUUGAUGCAGCAACAGUAAUUGGAAAUGUGAUAGUUUUCUUUAAAAACAGGUACAUGUGGAUGAGAACAACAUGGACGACCUAUUGGAAUCGCCUGACAGAGGGCCACAGCAGCACGUAUUUACCGAGCAUCGGUUCUCACGUUGAUGCUGCUUAUGACAUCCCUGCCAAAGGCGUGGCAUACAUAUUCACUGGUCAUAAGUACUGGGUGGUUGAACAGCUUAAGAUGAAAAGUCGUUCUGGCUCCAUCCAUGAGUACGGCUUCUCCUCCAAAAUCAGGCAGAUUGACGCUGCCGUGCACGUCAGUGAAUAUGGGAAAACAUUCUUCUUCACGGGGGAAUUUUAUUACAGGUAUGAUGAGCGCAAGAGACGGAUGGACCCAGGCUUCCCCAGACUCAUCCAAACAGACUGGCCUGAAAUCCCCAGAAGGGUCGACGCUGUCUUUAAGUUGCAUGGAAGCAUCUUCCUCCUCAGUGGGAUAAAAUCCUACCAGUACGACUACAGACAAAAGCGGGUGGUGAAAAUAAUUUCAGCAAAUUCUUGGCUGGGAUGUUGAUACAGUGCUGGAGCUUCUUAAAUUGUUAAUGAGAAUACAUCUUUUACAUAGCACAUUUCAUAACACUGAAAUGAGAAAU
Molecule: messenger RNA, 1510 nt
Organism: Toxotes jaculatrix (banded archerfish)
Lineage: Eukaryota; Metazoa; Chordata; Actinopteri; Toxotidae
Gene: mmp20a
Product: matrix metallopeptidase 20a (enamelysin)
Exons: 10
Coding region: 1-1431 (476 amino acids)
Biological process (GO): proteolysis; collagen catabolic process; extracellular matrix organization
Cellular component (GO): extracellular matrix
Molecular function (GO): zinc ion binding; metalloendopeptidase activity
Source: RefSeq, a predicted model, not a curated record